AAGCAAACGGAAUGGUGCAUAUGCCAAAGGUUAUUACAAGACGGGUAGGUUUUUUCUUCUUCCUCAGUUUGGACGCACGGCGGACGGAGACAGACACUCGCAAUUGCACUCUACUAUCUGUACUAAAGAUUUGAGGCCGAGACGGUGAUUGUGGAUAAGCAGUAUGAAUGUCACAUUGGGUGAUAUAUGCUAUUCCUGUAUUUACAGCUUCUCCGUUUCGCCACCCAUUUGCCCUCGUCAUCAACUUCAGCGUCGUUUAAUCUGCGUUCGGAACCCUAACCACCGUUUUCGCGCCAAAUCCUCUCUCGUUAUUGAGAAGCAGGAAGGCCAAGUUGUCUCCGACGAGAAAACUCCAUCUCAGACCUUCUCGGAGUCUGUUUCCCGCCGCCUCAUUCUGCUCCGACAUGCCGAGAGUUCCUGGGAAAAUCGAUCACUUCGGGAUCAUGAACGGCCUCUGAGUAAAUCUGGGCAGGUGGAUGCCUUGAAAGUUUCUCGCAAGCUUCAACAAUUGGGUUGGAUUCCGGAACUUAUCUUGUCUAGCGAUGCAGCACGAACUAAGGAGACCCUCAAGAUAAUGCAAGAACAAGUGCGUGAAUUGUUAGAAGCUGAAGUUCAUUUUGUUUCUAGUUUUUAUUCAAUUGCAGCCAUGGAUGGACAAACAGCAGAGCACCUACAAAAGGUUAUUUGUAAAUAUUCAAGGGAUGAAAUACUUACUAUAAUGUGUAUGGGACAUAACAGGGGAUGGGAGGAGGCGGCCUCAAUGUUCUCCGGUUCCUCUGUAGAAUUAAAGACAUGUAACGCUGCACUACUCGAGGCUGCUGGGAAAUCUUGGGAUGAGGCAUUUGCUUCGGCAGGAUUUGGUGGGUGGAAGCUUCAGGGUGUAGUAAAACCGAGUAGCUAGGUGAUCAAGAACUUCGGCGUGCUGGCUCAUCUAAAGGAGAUAAAAGGGGGGGGCCCGGGUGAGGUGUGUUUUUUUGGUGGGACGACGAGGUGGAUUGAAAGAGAAAGCCUUUUUAAACUGUUUCAAGAAACCAAAAAAAACUUCGGAUAACGGGUCCACAGAAAUCAGUCAAACUUAGAAUACGUGCGCACAUG
Neltuma alba is the source of this 1095-nucleotide messenger RNA. RefSeq lists its product as uncharacterized. The record is from RefSeq and is a predicted model, not a curated record. The transcript has 5 exons. NCBI's taxonomy places the organism in Eukaryota, Viridiplantae, Streptophyta, Magnoliopsida, Fabales, Fabaceae. The coding region runs from base 164 to 901 and encodes 245 amino acids.